Halichondria panicea is the source of this 8036-nucleotide messenger RNA. RefSeq lists its product as uncharacterized. Gene Ontology annotation, molecular function: protein binding. The record is from RefSeq and is a predicted model, not a curated record. The transcript has 9 exons. Lineage: Eukaryota; Metazoa; Porifera; Demospongiae; Suberitida; Halichondriidae. Bases 26 to 982 code for a protein of 318 amino acids.
GGGGCUGCAUGGGUAUUGGAAAGUUAUGUCUUUCGUGAAGGUUCUGGCAAGGAGGGUACUAGAAAGCAAUGUUAGAAAGCUUGAACAACCUGAUAUAUGGAAGCUAUACCACCUGGUCCAUUUCUACAAGGGAUUUGGUAUCAAAGGAGACCAGACAUUUGGAGAUAUUCCAGACCAAAAAACCCCCUUGAAGGAGCAAUACAGAAUUGUACAUAAGCACGUACAACAACAGGUACAGGAUUCCUUGAUUGUGUAUAAUCAUGACGGAACUGUUGGUAGUACUACUGGUAGCAUUGCCGUGCAACCCCGGCCUUGCACUGAGAACAUGAAGAUACCAGGUGUGCUAGUAGAAGCCGGCCAUAUACUGCCCGGUGCGUUCGUGUGCUUUUUCCCAGGAAAAAUUUAUGUACCCUCACAGCUGAGAGAGAUACCCGGGUAUCCUGACAUCACUCACGACAACCAUUACCUCAUGGCCAGGACGGAUGGUUCCAUCAUCGAUGCUAAAGAUCAUAUCUCUUCUGAGGGAAAUCCCCUUGCUGUUGGCCACCUAAUCAGGCAUCCUCCGAAUGGGACUUCUCCUAAUGUGAUGCCAUUUUCAUUUGACAUUAGUGCUGGCUUUCCAAUCGACCUCCUCCCGUUAGUCCCCAACAUAUAUCAUCGGAAGCCUGGGUUUCUUUUUUCCAGUAGACGUGUGCUACUUAGGACGAUUGUGUUUGUAGCAACUGAGCACAUCAGAAAAGGGGAGGAGCUGUUCUUGAACUAUCGGCUCCACCCUGAGUCUACCGUCCCUGAUUGGUACAGCAGAGUGGAUGGGAAUACUGACAACAGAAGGAUUUGCUGGCAGAAAAAAGUCCCCUUGGAUGUGAGCCAAGACACAAGGCACAGUUAUUUUGGCCUUUGGGGUUUUUAUCUGACUUGCAUCCAAAGGUCCUCUAUAACCAUAAAUUAUCUAACAAUGCUACUCACCCUCACUGACACUUAACUGUACUGGUUUUAGUCUGGCAACUACCGUCAUAAUGAAAGCACUGCGGGUGCUGAUGCCUCGGUGGAGGUCAAAGCUACAUAACAUAAAGCUAUAGCUUUUAUAAUAAUUGUACACACAUUAUAAUCAUGAUGAACAUUAAUUUUGAAACAGGGAAACUCAAAGAGUGGGUAAUGAUCAACCACGAUUGUUGUUAAAAACGAUCGAUGCCAAAACUUCAAAUCUAAUGGCUGCAUCAGCAGAGCUUUGCAGCUCUCUUCUCACUCGUGUAGCUAACAUUCUAGUGCAGAGCCAACUACUAAGUAGAGUAGCAACACUCGGUGAACAAGUUUUGCUACGGACUCUUUUGAAAAGGCUGCAAUGGCAUUCCAAGUAAGCAAAACUAGGCAUAACUCGAGAACAAAGCUUUAUUUUGCAAAUCCAAGAAUACAAAUCCAAGAAAACAUGACUAGAAGCCUAUAGAAACUCUUACUUGCACUUCAUUGAUCCUUGAGCAGCUGUAACAGUCUACACAGACAGACACCCACACACACACACACAAACACACUACCGUAUACCUCGCUUGCGCAUGCGCACCGAGGCAUAAUUAUUUAUUCUUUGUGUAAAACAAAGCCUUGAUUAAACAGCGUGGAAACAUGGAUUGUUGCGAGGUGCUCCCGUUUCCAAUCCCUGGGCCCUUUUUCCUUUAUCUAUGGUAUAAUCAUGGUCACUCUUGUUAUAAAAUACAUCCUGUUUGUAUAUAUGAAACAGAAUUCUACAAACAACCUAAUGAGAUUAAUAGUUCAGAGUUACACUAUCAUAAUUAUUCAGGGUUUUGAUAGGAGCCUGCACUUAGAUGGAUCGAUGCUUGGGUCGUGAUACAGCACAGGCAUCAAUACUGAUCCCGUUUGAUCCGGGUUUACUUUACUCCUAUCAAUUAGUACCGUAUAUACUUCAGUGUAGGUUGGCCACUUUGCUUUAUCUUCUGGCAACUUUUUCACCACGUCUUCAACAAGAAAAACUGAAAAAUCGCGACGAGUAGAGAAGUCUGUAUUGGAAGGAUUUUCAAUGGCUGUUGGUAUAGUGGGAUCAACUGCUGAUAGUGCUAUUCCUUUUCCUUUAUAAGUUGCUGGCUUCUCACCAGGUGCAACGAACAUGACCCCCCCAUGACAAGCAUGAAUAAACAUUGACAAAUUCACUUUCGGAGCAACGGUGGAUACGAUAGCACGAAAUUCUGUAUCAAAGAACUCAUCCACGAGAUUUCCAUCACUGUUGAGAGUUUUAAGGGAUCCCCAGUGUCCAUUGCGCUGAAUAAAUUUCUUUGUUUCAGGGUCUUGAUAAGCAAUACCAUGACCGCAGAAGUAGAAGAGAAGACUGUCACCUGAUUUGUCUGCAUUUGUAAUGAGAUCAGUGAGAGCCUGGAUGACAUUUUGUUUGCUCGCCAUCUUGAAAUCAGUUUUCCAGUCUGUGAGUAUCACACAUUGGUCUUCACUGAACACUCCUUUCAAAACCAGGUUCUGCUUAAACUUUUUUGCAUAGAUGAAGGGGAUAACACCAAGUGGUGUAGGUAGCGCUGUCUUCAUGUUUUCAUAGGUAAUUCCUAUAAAAACAGCUUUCACCUUAGAACUGGGAUUCAUUGUGAAGUGUUAAAAAACACAGGUUACCAGGAAAAGCUUUAGUAGACUUUACUAGCAAACACUUUAAUACAUCACAAAUCUCCAAGAGUGACCCUGCCUUUAUAUAAGGCAAUGAGCACAUGACCAUCUAGGUUGACCACGUCCUGAGAGUCUAAUAAUACAUCUAUGUUGUAAUAAUAAUUAUACUAUAUAUAGCAGUAACUGGUGAACUGUUGACUAGAUCUAUAAUUUACGGUGGCCCUGAGUGUUACUAUAAUUAUAGCAGUUGACAUUCGUAGUUGAAAGUUCAGAUACUUAAUACUUCAAACAUGAUAUUUCGUAGUUCGUACUCUUCCUAUAGAUAUAGAUAUCUAGUUUGCAGUUGCAAUUAGUAUUUCGUACUUGCUAGUUCGUAUUUGGUAGUCCGUGGCCUUAAACUUUUGCCCACUUCAUGAAUUAUUGAUAUUAAAAGUGCUAUGGAUAGACCUGUUACUCAAUAAGCUAUAGCUAUGAUUAUGUAUUGCCAGUAGUGUAUGAAUCCUCCUGGUAUUGCAGACAUGCCGUGUUGCUGUCUUAUAUGCCAGUUAUAUAACAAUGUUGUAGGACUGUAGUAUAUAAAUUAUAGUAGAUUAUUGCCAAUGCACUUCCUUUGAUCUUACAACGAUUCACUUUUCCAAAAUUUCCAUACAUGCGUUUAGAAGGUAUGCAUUAGUAUAUAAUCGCAUGUUGUCCUAUUAUUCACUGUGAUUCAUACAGUGAUUAAUCGCGUAUCAGUAAUUGCACGUCGUCAUUAACGACGUGCAAUUACUGCCUUGAGGACCGCACAUUUGAAUAACGGCCGCAGCUAAUUUUUUUUACUGAAACUGCAGCUAAAAAUGUCCUUAAAACUGCAUCACAAAUGAUUAACAAUCAAUAGUAUGGUUAAGAGUGCAAUAUGGGAUUAAUAGCACGAGUAACAAGCAAUGGCAAGGCUACUAAUUGCACGAGGCGUAGCCGAGUGCUAAUGACCUUGCCAGUGCUUGUUAUGAGUGCUAUUAAUCUCUUUUGCACGAGUAACCAUACUAAUCGUGUAUGAUGAAGUUCUCUGUAGUUUUAUUAACAUUUUCGGCAGCGGCCGUCAUUCGAAACAAUACGCUGUUAAUGACGAUGUGCAAUUACUGGUAAUACGGGAUUUUUCAGUCACUAAUAGGACACCAUACGAUUAAAGUGACCUCAUGCAUACAAGGUGAACACAAUUAAACUCAAUGCUACAAAAACAGCACAUAACUUGAGUCCAACAGUCUCUUCCACCACUUGUACUUGAAGUCUUGCGGUCAAGCACACAAAAUUUAAUUAAUUACAAUUACUCUAGAUCUACAUCAAGAGUGCACUGUUGCUACUAUUUAUAGCCACACAAUGUACAAACAAGUACAGUAUACUGUCUGUAAUGUGUAUAACAUCCUACACAUUAUUAGCACAUGUACAUAUAUGCAAGUACAAUACACACACACACUCAUUAUAUAUAUAUAGACUGUGUAUUUUUAUAUGGAUGCUUGUAUAUAUUAUUACAAUCAUGGAACAGGUGUGUUGGCCAUGGUAUCUUGUUAUAGCCUAUGGAACAGUGGUAUUUUUUGGGGCCACAUCUUUACCUGCAGUGCAAGCAGCAACCACGAAAAUAUUAUCCACGAAGUGACUACCCUACAGCGGAUUUUAUUCAACUCGAAAACGGUGAUUUUCGUGAGUAAAAAUUUUGUUUGACUUCAUUGCCUGCACUGCGUUCCGGUAAGCCAUGCCUGCAAUUUCAUGGGGAAAAUUUUUGUGGAGGUCAGCUUGCCCACGAAAAUAACAAAUAUUUUACUCCACGAAAAUUACACGCUAUACGGUAAAUAUUGAUCAAACCACAAAUAUUUUGCCCCCCGAAAAUUACCUGCUAUAACGGUAGUAGAAUAAAGACGCUAUACGGUAAAUAUUGCUCAAACCACGAAUAUUUUGCCCCCCGAAAAUUACCCGCUAUACGGUAGUACAGUAGACUCUCGUUAAUCCGGCCACCCUUGGGACCAUGCAGCUUGGCCGGAAUAGCGAGGUGGCCGUACUUUAGAUAAUUAGCCGCGGCUUAAAAACGACCUUACCUCGAAUCUAAUCACUGAUUUGCAGUUCUUGUCUCGAGGAUAAUGAAAGAUAAUGAAUCAUUCUGCUCUCUAUUUAAGUGUAAUCCAAUUUUAUUUACUAAACCACACCCAAAACAUCAUAUCCGGCCGUAAUACACGUAUAAAAUUACAUUGAAAACGUUAUUUGGGACAGCCAGCACUGGCUGGUAAACGGAAUAGCGAGUGGCCGUACUUCAGGGUGAGUUUUGUGCAGUAAACAUAGAGGUAGCAUUCCGUGCCAAACCAAAUGGCCGGUAUAUCGAGGUGGCCGUACUUCAGAGAGCUGGAAUAGCGAGAGUCUACUGUAGAAUAAAAAAGGAGAAGUGCACAAUUUUAGACCAGUAACAAUGAAUGGAAGUAAUGUCUUCACUUUCAGUACCUUUUCAUCCUCCAGCUCCUCCUUUGUCUUCUUGACAGCUGGUGGCUAAACAUCCUCCAACUUCCGCUUUUUCCUAUGCACAUAACAUAAUUCGUGAGGUAUUACAUGUAUAGUUAUAGAGACGGCUAAUACAUUAGACGGGCCCUCACAUUUUCCCUUUGCUUUCAGUUUCACUAACAUGCAGCUUCUUCAGUUCUGUGAACACUGGGAAGUCUGUCCGCUGCCACACCCACAGUAUCCAAAUUGUCAGAAAAACAGUAACCACGAAUGACACCUCUGAACUUUUCUUGUCUCUGGGUGAUCUGGAUCUUACCAAUAAGCUCUAUGCAGUAAUAAGAAUCUUGGCUUGUAAAUAUUAAAGUAUCAAGUACAUGGGGUAUCUAUGUAGUGCUGCUCUGUUGGACACGUGUACUAAUUAAUAGGUAUUCCUCCCCCUGUUACUCACCCCACCCAUCCCCUUCCCCCCGUGAUCCACAUGACCAAAUGCUAGACCAAAAUGCUAUUUAACCACUUGUGGCACUUCAUCCCACAAACAUUCUGACAUAAUACCGAACUGGAACUCUUUAUCCCUCAGUUUCAUCAUUUAAAUCAAACCUCAGUAAUUUCAACGAUGUGUAGAUUCUAAUCUUUGCUUUCUGUAACUUUAUAAUAAUAGCGGGAAUUUUAGUGGGUGCAAAUGUUUGCCCUUUGGCUCCAGAGCACUCAGCAGAUAUUUUCGUGGGUUCUAAUAUUCGCGUCACAAUGCCAGGAAACCACACCCACCAAUAGCUUUGCUUGUGAAAUACCGGUGCUGCAUGGGAAGUUUAUCUCAGUUUUAAUGUUCGCGUUCGCUGCUCUGCCCUUGAAAAACACAAAAUUUUGCACCUAACAAAAAUUUCUCACUAUACGGUAGCUGUUUUGUCCAUUAAUUGCUUUCUGUUUUCGUGGGUUGUUCAGGGGAAGUCUUCACACUACAAUAUAGCCAUCUGACCUACCUGACCUACCCUAAUGCACACCCUGCAGGGUUUCAUCUAGUGGGGGGGGGGGUCAGCUUCUCCCCAAAAAAUGUUUUACAACAAUGACAUCAUUACAUUAAGUACUACAUGUCACACACCAUACGUACUAUGCGUUAGGCUAAGCAUGUAAUCAACAAAAGUGGGCGUAGCCAAACAUUUUGUGACGUGCACAUCUUCCCCCCCCAAAUUUUUGAUCUUAGAUGAAACCCUGCCCUGGUUUUGCAAUAAGAAAAGCACAAAAGGACAACACAAAAGAUGAUUUCUUACAAAAAAAUAUUUUCAGGCUACAAAUGUCAGACUACACACCUCGUCUAUAAAUAAACAGAGCCACAACACACUGAUCUAUUUUACACAAUGUAAAUUAUUAAGCCACAACGCACAAUGUCAUUAAACAUAUUAGAUCUAUUUUAGAUUGAGUACACACACUAUACCGUUAAUUGUCAGAAGCGAGAUAUUUUUCAUAGGCAUCUUCCACCCACCUGUGUGGAGUAGCUAUAUCAUCUCGCACUCUCAUCUUGUACCAGCGGCUCAAUAUUCCCAACAAUACGAAACCAGUGACACUCCAGAGAGUUGCCAUCGAGCUGUAGGCAAUCGAACAGUAUCGAGGGUCAGAACACACUGUGUGAAAUACCCCUGCUAAAACGUUAGCAACAAUAUUUGACAUAUAGUAGUUUGACCACAUAUAGCCAAUCAUAAGCCCUUUCAUUUGGUGUGGAGAUUGUGCACAGACAAACUCAAUGGCAGAAGUUAGCAGGAUCGCUUUUAGAGGGGCUGAGAUCAGAGAAUGCAUGAUCCAAAACCAGUCCGAGUCGUAAGGAUCUGUUAGCUCUUUGUUAUGGUCUAGACCUGAGGCCACUAAGGAGAUACCAUUUACAACUAUCGUAAGAAAUGAGGCAAAUCCGAUUUUCUUCAAAAUAGAAGGUAUAAUGGGCACUGCAAAUGGAUAAAUGAGAAACUCAUAGAUUGCUAUAAAACCAACAACCCAGAGAGACGUUUCAUAGGAGAAUGACCUGAUCAUGACAUCUGUACAAUUUUGGGAAGCCAAUAUCGUGGAUUCAAAGUCUUUCACAUACGCAAACUGCUGAAAAAGAUAGUAUGAAGUGAAAAUAAAGCCAAAGGACACACUGAGAGCAAGCAUUCGCAAAACAGUUUUAACAUUUUCAACUUCCUCAGUCGUAAAUGGACCUCCAUAUCUCGAUUUACCCAAGUCAAUUCUAGAGGGUAUAGCAUCUUCGUAGUAAGUGAGAGCACUGCGAUUGAGGGGAGCCUUGUGCUUUUUAGCAAACUUGAGAACUUUGAAGAUCAUUUGGAAGGAUUGAGGACGCUUGUUUUCUAAAAUAAGCAACUUAUUCGAAAGCAAAAAAUCGGAGCACAAUACAAUGCAUAACGAAACUACUGACACAAGAGACAUGACUUGCAAAGAGCUGUUUCCCUCGCCUGCCCAGCAGUCGGUUAGAACUCUCUUAAAUAACGAGUUGAUCCAGUUCCCAGCAUAGAGACAAGCCACAAACCAUACAACGUAACUAGCUACAUUAGCCGAAGAUGCAUCUGGCAUUUGAUCAAGACCUAACUGCAUUGAUGUUACCAAAAUCAUGGCUCGACCAGCAAAACCCACAAAAUGAAUCAAUGUUGACAAAAUUGAAGAUGGAGCAUACACACGGUCUUCGGCAAUGGGUGAAUCAACGCAAAGUUGGAGUACAGAGGCCAUUAUUGAAGCUACAAAGUAAAUCAAAACACCAGCUCUCACCAUAGUGAAGUUGCCACACUUAGUAUCAGCUAUCCAUCCAGACAGUAAUGCAAACACAAACCAUGGAACAUAGGGCAGAAAGAUAACGUAAUUAACUGGAUUAAGAUGCUCUCUAUUUUCAAACACUGUUAGAAAUGCUGUGAACAGGUUAUCCAAAGAGCCAAAACCAAUACUAACAAGAAGUGUCCACAGCAAAAUUAGGUAAGCACCUU